Molecule: messenger RNA, 372 nt
Organism: Sporothrix brasiliensis 5110
Lineage: Eukaryota; Fungi; Ascomycota; Sordariomycetes; Ophiostomatales; Ophiostomataceae
Exons: 1
Coding region: 1-372 (123 amino acids)
Source: RefSeq, a predicted model, not a curated record
AUGGGCCUCUCCAAGCGAGAACGGCGCGACCUCAAAAAGCGCAUCAGCGAGAUUAUGACCAAAAUUGACAAGAAGACGGCCGAGCUGGAUUUUAUGACAAAUUCGCUCCGAGAAAUGAGUAGCGAAGACUAUGUCCUCAUGAUGAGCAAAGCGUCCGGUUCCUUGGAGCGACGCGCCAGAGAGGGUGUCGAUGGCGGCAGCAGCGACAAUUAUUACAACGACGUGGACGUCGAGGCACUGAUACAAGAAAAGAUCCGCCGCAUGGAGGAGGAACGCAUCGCCAAGGCUGAGUCCCUCGACCGACUCUGGAACAAGUUGUACGAAUUGCAACAAGAAGAACGAGAACUCGAGGGCCUGCCAAGAAUUGAUUAA